UAUAGUAGAAUUAUAAUUAUGAAAAUAGGGAUAGUAAUGUGAUUAAUAAUAAUAAUGGAAGUAGCAGUGGGUGUCAGUCGGCUCACAGCAGGAGGCACGACUACGGUCCACGUACCACAACGAUUCAUGGAAACCUGCAGAACGAGAAAGCAAAAAGGGCUUCAGGGUGGAAGUAAAGCUAAAAUAUAUAGCAUAUCUAUCUAGGGGCUGGACCAAGGCGAACCUGAGCCAGCCCUAACUAUAAGCGCUAUCAAAAAGGAAGGUCUUAAGCCUGCUCUUAAAAGUGGUGAGUGUGUCUGCCACCCGGACUGAAACUGGAACCUGGUUCCACAGAAGAGGAGCCUGAUAACUGAAGGCUCUGGCUCCCAUCCUACUUUUAUAUACUCUAGGAACCACAAGUAACCCUGCAUUGAUGGAGCGCAGCUCUCUAGUUGGGUAAUAUGGAACUAUAAGUUCCUUAAGAUAAGACGGUGCCUGGCCAGCUAGAGCUUUGUAGGACGCACGGCUUCUCCCUCUGAUUGAUCAGCACUCUACUUCUAGCGAUGGAGCCAAUGAUUAGACGCCAGAAUUCUCAAAUUCUUGGUGUCCAUUCGACACCCAGACCCCUACAGAUGGAGAGGGCCUAUGCCCACAGUGUGAGCGGAGGGGCGGGGGGGCAUGGGGUCAGGAUCUCCACAGGCUACGGCACGCGGGUCGGCAGCAGCUUCGGGGGUGGGUAUGACUACCAGUCCUCUGGGUCAACCUCUGGAACCAUCAUGAACGAGAAGAGCACCAUGCAGCACCUGAACGACCGGCUGGCCAGCUAUCUGGAGACGGUGAGGAGCCUGGAGAAGGCCAAUGGCAUUCUAGAGAUCAAGAUCAUGGAGACCAUCGAGAAGAAAGGCCCCUUGGAUGGAAGGGACUUCAGCAAGUACAACGCAAUCAUCACGGAGCUGAGGGCCAAGAUAUUAGACAUGGUCCAGGGCAAUGCUCAUCUUGCUAUUUCUGUCGACAACGCAAGACUGGCUUCCGAUGACUUCAAAAUGAAGAUGGAGUACGAGAUGUCCUUGCGUCAGGCGGUGGAGGCCGAUGUGUCUAGACUAAGGAGGCUUCUGGAUGACACCAACGUUGGUCGCCUGCACCUGGAGAGUGACAUUGAGUCUCUGAAGGAAGAGUUGAUCAACCUGAGGAAAAACCACGAGAUGGAUCUUGCUGAAUUGCAUGCCCAGAUCACCCAGGUUGGCGUCCGUGUGGAUGUUGACGCUCCUAAAGGACAGGACCUGGCCAAGAUCAUGGAGGAGAUGAGGGCCAAGUAUGAGAAGAUAGCCCAAAAGAACCAGGAGGAGCUCAAGAAAUGGCAUGACUCUCAGAUCACAGAUGUGCAGUUCCAAGUGACUGAGAGCUCAACAGCCCUGAAGGAAGCCACAACUGUGAUGUCUGAUACUAGGAGGAGGUGUCAGACAUUGGAAAUUGAAAUGCAGUCCGCACUUAGUCUGAAAGCGUCCCUGGAGGCCACCCUGCGCGACAUCGAGAUGCGCUACAACAUGGAGGUAGAAAAGUACAACGCCGUCAUCCUGAGGCUGCAGGAGGAGCUGACUCGCAUCCGUACCGACAUCCAGCACAACACAAGGGAGUACGAGAACCUUCUCAACAUCAAGGUGAAACUGGAGGCCGAGAUCGCCGAGUACAGGAGGCUGCUGGACGGCGAGGCCAACUUUAAUCUAGAGGAUGCAGUUGAUCCAAAGAUGGUCCAGACCAAAGUGGUGACAGUCACUCAGACUCUGGUGGAUGGCAAAGUGGUGUCAGAGAGCAAGGACGUCAAAUCAAGUGAAAAGGUUGCUAAAAAUUAAAAACUGAUUGAGGAAACCCCUUUGUAGCCAAAAAAUAAACUGAACAAUACAAAUAUCAUUAUG
This is a messenger RNA of Anoplopoma fimbria (sablefish), 1892 nucleotides long. Its product is annotated as keratin, type I cytoskeletal 18-like. NCBI's taxonomy places the organism in Eukaryota, Metazoa, Chordata, Actinopteri, Perciformes, Anoplopomatidae. Bases 543 to 1829 code for a protein of 428 amino acids. Gene Ontology annotation, biological process: intermediate filament cytoskeleton organization. The transcript has 8 exons. Gene Ontology annotation, molecular function: structural molecule activity. The record is from RefSeq and is a predicted model, not a curated record. Gene Ontology annotation, cellular component: keratin filament.